Messenger RNA from Spirometra erinaceieuropaei, 2381 nucleotides. The record is from the annotation of a GenBank genome assembly. NCBI's taxonomy places the organism in Eukaryota, Metazoa, Platyhelminthes, Cestoda, Diphyllobothriidea, Diphyllobothriidae.
AUGAAGGAUUACCUGCGCGGGGUGGAUGCUUUGUCGCAAAGCGGAACCAUCUUGGGCCUGCUGGACGAUGAAGUGUACGACCUCGCACAGUCAUCAGGCAUAUCCACCUCCCUGCCGGCGUCAGAAAUCCUGGAUGGCCUUCGUGCAAUUCUCGGGGCGUCUGUGCACCCGUGGAUUCUGCAAUCAGAGUUCCGGAGCCAUUUUCAACAGCCGGGCGAAGGAGUUCUCGACUACCAGCAGGCCCUUCGUCUCCUGGGACGGAAGGCUUUUCCCACCAUGGAUGCUGCAGCCCUCACUCAGCGGGUGUUGGAGCAGUUCGUCGCUGGUGUCAGGGAUCCUGAAGUCCGGAAGGCCUUGAUGCGGGGGCAACCGGCUACUCUCGACAAGGCCCUUGACCUGGCACGUCAGGAGGAGGCGCUUCAGGCAGUCUGCGAUCGACCUGCUCAACCUCUCCUCGGCAUCGCUGCUGUCCGGGCGCAGACGGUUCGUGACUCUGCUACUCAAACGCCCUGGCGACCCUGCUCCUGCGGCUCCUACUACUCCCGACAGAACCAGUGGCGUCGUCCACCGCCCCGUCGCCCCAAUGCUCCCCAGAACCGUCGGCCUGUCCAGUCAAUCGACGUCGGCCCACAGGACAGUAGCGGUAAGUACUACAUUGUUUCUGAUUCAGCUGUUUCAUGCGUCGGUCCUACUAUUUGCCCUUUAGUUGAAGGCUUUGUAGGCAGCACUAGUCUUUCAUGCCUAGUAGACUCAGGCGCUGGUUGUUCUUUGAUACGUCAGCAGUCCUUUUUAGAGUUAAAACGAGGAUUAGGUAUUGUGAUAGGCCUAAUUUUAAACUUCAUACUGCAAAUGGCACUCAUCUUAGGCAUACUGGUCUUGUGGAGUUUUCUCUUGACCUCUCAGGUCUUAGUUUUACCCACCAGUUUGUCGUGUCCCCGGACAUCACCUGGGACUGUAUAAUAGGUGUUGACUUUUUAAACAAGUUUAGAUGUUCCCUUGAUUUCGGUAGGCAUUCUUUACGUGCCGCCACGGUCAGUGUGCCUUUUCUUCGCAGUCUCCCUGAGCCGCGGAGGGUACCCACUUGUGCGGUUAGUGUUGAUGUUAAGGACCUAGUCCCGGCACACCUCGACGAAGGUAGCGCCCGGAAGCUCAGCCAGUUAAUAAGCGAAUUUAAGGACAUCUUUGACUGGGAUGGCAAGUCCACGGGGAGGACAGGUGUGACGGAGCACUGCAUCGACACGGGGGAUGCGAGACCAAUCCGGGUUCCUUCCAGGCGACUUCCAAUCUUCUACCAGAAGGAACUAGAUGCUCUUAUCAAUGAUAUGCUUAGUCGUAAUAUUAUAAGGCCCUCUCAGUCGCCCUGGUCAUCCCCCAUUGUACUUGUAAAGAAGAAGGACGGGUCAAUGCGAUUAUGCAUUGACUAUAGGAAGCUAAAUGCAGUGACUAAGAAAGACUCCUUUCCUCUCCCACGAAUAGAUACCACGUUAGACGCUCUCGCUGGAAAUGUUAUGUUUUCGACACUUGAUUUAGCUUCGGGCUAUUGGCAAGUUGAAGUGCGUCCCUCUGAUAGGGAAAAGACUGCCUUCGCGGUCCCCUCUGGCCUUUACGAGUUCGAAGCAAUGCCCUUCGGCCUAGCCAAUGCCCCCAGCACUUUUCAGAGGUUGAUGAACCAGGUGCUUGCACAGUUAAUACCAACCUCGUGUUUAGUAUACAUGGAUGAUAUAAUCGUCCUCGGAAAGGACUUUGAUAGCCACCUUAGUAACAUCAGGGCUGUGUUUAGCAGUCUCCGACAGGCAAAGUUAACCCUGAAGCCCUCCAAAUGUGUUUUUAUAAAGCCCCGCGUGAAGUUUUUAGGCCAUGUAGUCUCAGCCGCGGGGAUAGAGACUGACGACGAAAAGGUCACACAAAUCCGUGAGUGGCCCACUCCCUCCGAUGUGACGGAGGUCCGCAGUUUCCUAGGCCUCGCCUCCUAUUACAGGCGAUUCAUUAAGGAUUACGCCCAAAUUGCCGGGCCGCUCCACAAGCUUACGCAGAAAAACGUAAAGUUCAAGUGGACUGCUGACUGUACCAACAGCUUCCAGACGCUAAAAGAUAAGCUAUGUACCACCCCAAUUCUAGUCUUUCCUGAUAUUAGUAAUGAUGCCGGAAAGUUCAUCCUGGAUACCGAUGCCAGCGACACCGCAAUCGGCGCGGUUCUCUCUCAGCAACAGCUAGACGGUACCGAGCGUGUCAUCCAGUAUUUAAGUAGAUCGUUGACCAAGGCAGAACGGCGCUACUGCGUGACUCGAAAAGAGAUGCUGGCCCUCACGCACUUUGUGGAAGAAUGCCGGCCAUACCUUCAGUACCGGCCGUUCGUCGUACGCACUGACCAAGUGCCUUGA